Sphenostylis stenocarpa is the source of this 1821-nucleotide messenger RNA. The record is from the annotation of a GenBank genome assembly. NCBI's taxonomy places the organism in Eukaryota, Viridiplantae, Streptophyta, Magnoliopsida, Fabales, Fabaceae.
AUGAGAACUUCGUGGGCGGAAUCUGCUGACAACUCAGCCAUUGGUUCUGGCAAUGGCAAUUCCUCAGCUUACCCUCCACGCGGAGCAUAUGUGCCACCGCAUCUUCGCAACAGGUCGUUACCGUCGGAGGUUCCUCCGGCGGCGGCUUCUUUGCCGGUGAAUGACCGGGUGAAUCAUGGUGGUCCAGCUCCUCAUCACGGUGGUGGUUACUUUAAAGCUGAUCAGGGGCGGCAACAAGGACACGGUUCUGGUUAUCAGACUGGUGGGGGCUGGAAUGUGAGAGGGGCGGGGAGGGACCGUGGGAGGCGUGAGGUAAACCCUUUUGAGAAUGACGAAGCUGAGGAGCAAUCUUUUAGUGAGCAAGAGAAUACUGGGAUUAACUUUGAGGCUUAUGAUGAUAUACCUGUGGAGACUAGUGGGGAGAAUGUGCCCCCGCCGGUGAAUACAUUUGCCGAAAUAGACUUGGGCGAGGCAUUGAAUCAGAAUAUACAAAGAUGCAAGUACGUGAAACCAACCCCGGUUCAGAGGUAUGCCAUUCCAAUUUCCCUUUCGGGGCGAGACUUGAUGGCCUGUGCUCAGACUGGGUCAGGAAAGACAGCUGCCUUUUGCUUCCCUAUUAUAAGUGGAAUAAUGAGGGAGCAAUAUGUUCAAAAGCCACGCGUCGCUAGAACUGCUUUUCCGUUGGCACUUAUCCUCUCCCCUACACGGGAACUUUCAUGUCAGAUACACGAUGAGGCCAAAAAGUUUUCUUACCAAACAGGUGUCAAAGUGGUGGUUGCUUAUGGAGGAGCUCCAAUCACUCAACAGUUACGGGAGCUUGAGAGGGGCGUUGAUAUUCUGGUGGCUACACCUGGACGAUUAGUGGAUUUGCUUGAGAGGGCUCGGGUUUCACUGCAGAUGAUAAGGUAUUUGGCUCUUGACGAGGCAGAUCGGAUGCUGGACAUGGGUUUUGAGCCUCAAAUAAGAAAGAUAGUUGAACAAAUGGACAUGCCUCCUCCAGGCAUGAGACAGACACUGCUAUUUAGUGCCACAUUUCCCAAAGAGAUACAGAGACUUGCAUCAGAUUUUCUUUCAAGUUAUGUGUUUCUGGCUGUUGGAAGGGUCGGUUCAAGUACUGAUCUAAUCGCUCAAAGAGUAGAAUAUGUGCUUGAGUCAGAUAAGAGGAGCCAUCUCAUGGAUCUUCUUCAUGCUCAGAGGGAAAAUGGAAUUCAUGGCAAGCAAGGUCUGACAUUAGUUUUUGUGGAAACAAAGAAAGGAGCUGAUGCAUUGGAACACUGCUUGUGUGUUAAUGGAUUUCCUGCAGCUAGCAUUCAUGGUGAUAGAACACAACAAGAAAGAGAACUAGCAUUGAGGUCGUUCAAGACUGGAAACACACCAAUUCUAGUGGCAACGGAUGUUGCAGCACGUGGUCUGGACAUUCCUCGGGUAGCACAUGUGGUAAAUUUUGAUCUUCCCAAUGACAUCGAUGAUUAUGUGCACCGAAUAGGAAGAACAGGGCGAGCUGGUAAAAUGGGAUUAGCAACGGCCUUCUUCAAUGAAAGUAAUUUGUCCUUGGCUAAACCGUUGGCUGAUCUGAUGCAAGAAGCGAAUCAAGAAGUACCUGCCUGGCUCACUCGUUAUGCAGCAAGGGCUAUUUACAGUGGUGGCAACAGAAAUAGGAGGUCAGGGGGAUCCCGUUUUGGUGGUCGUGAUUUUAGGAGAGAGGGCUCGUUUAAUAAAUCAACAGAUUACUUUGGCGGUGGACCUGGUGGUGUAGCAGGUGGGGGAUAUGGCAAUUAUGGUGGAGGUUAUAGUCAAGGUGUGACAAGUGCUUGGGAUUAG